CCAUGACAUCAGGAUACGAAAGAAUCGCAAAUUAUACAGUAGUCAACAGAAUAGGCUCAGGCCGAUUCGGAGAAGUAUUCCUAGUCAGGCACAAGCAUACAGGCCAACUAUUUUGCUGGAAAGUAGUGGCAUACAAGGGCCUAAGCGAUAAGGAAAAGCAGCAGUUGGUGAUGGAAGUCAAUGUGAUAAGAGAAUUGAACCACCCGAACAUAGUCAGAUAUAUCGACAGAAUGAUAGAUAAAAGAAGACAAUUGUUGUAUAUUUUAAUGGAAUACUGCGAUGCGGGAGAUUUGGGCGAAAAUAUGAGACAAUUUUACAAACAUUACAAACUGGUGAACGAACAAGUGAUAUUCGACAUAGCACUUCAGCUGAUAUUCGCACUAGCAUACUGCCAUAACUGUAAAUCAGGAACUAAAACUGGGAAAGUGUUACACCGGGACUUGAAACCUCAGAACAUAUUACUUUCAACAAAACAUAAUAAGGAUGGAAACAAAAGUUAUGUUUGUAAAAUAGGAGACUUUGGACUGUGUAGACAAAUAGGCAUGAGCUCAUUUGCAAACUCGUGUGUAGGCACACCUUAUUAUUGGUGCCCUGAGCUGUUGCUAUCGAACACAAAGAGCUAUGAUGACAAAAUGGAUAUUUGGGCUCUUGGAUGUGUUCUUUACGAACUUUCCUCAGGCAAGACUCCUUUUCAUUAUACUACGACGCUACCGGAACUGACUCAAGAGAUGAAGCAAGGAGUUCCUCUUCCACUGGAAUUUAGAAGUAACAAGCUCAACUCACUCUUAUCGUUCCUACUCCAGAAAGACCCUAAUAAGAGAGCAAGUGCACUCCAACUCCUAGGGUACAGCUUUUGGGCUGAACCGCCAAUAGAUUUGUUCAUUACAACGCUAACCAAAGCAGAUUAUGAAAACUUUAUGAAGUACAAAGCAUCGCAAGAAAACAAGGCACAGGAAGAAAGUGAUAGUAAACUUACAAAAGAUUGGUACACACUACUAGUGAGAGCAGGAAGACAAGGAAGGAGAAAUUACGAUAAAGAAAGCAGGCUAAGAAAUGAUAAAUCAAUAAAAAGUUUGGUAAAUUUAUCAAAUUUUCAUGAUGUGUAUGGAACACAGGAUCAGGAAUCGAGACCUAAGUUUACAACAAAACCAUAUAGUUUCAAAAACAAUAUCAAUAUUUUAGAAUAUGUAAAGAAAUUUCAAGACUCACUAGAACACUCAAAAACUGACCCGGAAUGCUCUAGACUUAGAAAUACAGUCAGUACACCCAUGAAAAGAAAUCAAACAGCCGUUACACAGGAGCCAUCAAGCAUAGAAACGAGGCUUUCCAAGAUUGAUAGCGAUAUUUCAAACGAUAGCACAGCCACCAAGAUUCCUAAAUAUGAAUCUUAUCGUAAUAGUGAAAAUAAAAAUAGGAAUCCGAACGAAUUGAUUUUCAAAAUUAAUCGGCUUUUAUGACACCCUACUGAUGUCACUAUCAUUUUAAUAAAUAUAUUUUAAAUAUAUUCCUUUUUUUA
Molecule: messenger RNA, 1516 nt
Organism: Theileria parva strain Muguga
Lineage: Eukaryota; Apicomplexa; Aconoidasida; Piroplasmida; Theileriidae
Gene: NEK2
Product: Protein kinase domain protein
Exons: 3
Coding region: 3-1457 (484 amino acids)
Biological process (GO): chromosome segregation; protein phosphorylation
Cellular component (GO): centrosome; cytoplasm; nucleus
Molecular function (GO): protein kinase activity; ATP binding
Source: RefSeq, a predicted model, not a curated record